UCUGUGGAACUGUCAUUAAUAUUUUUUGGAAAAAUAAAGAUUAUUUAAAUCAUUAAUUAUAUUAGUCAUAAAUUGUUUGAGAAAUGACAAAGGCAAUUAGGGGCUGUGCCCAAUUACCAUUUCCAAAAUUCACUCUCUACCCACUCCGUUGAACAGCAGAGGGAAAGAAGAGAUUUCCUUUCACCCAGGGAAAAAUAGUUCUUUCUUUGCGAUCAAGCCUUUAGAUGACGUAGGUAGAUUCCACGUCGGCUUAGAUCGUAAAUCAGCGUAGCAAAGUUAAAGUAAAGUUAAUAUCCGGAAAAACAGGUGAAAAAUAAUAGAAAAAAAACAUUUUAUAGUAAAUUGGGUGUGUGGCCUCCCUUAAAAUGAAAGGAUAAUGUUUACACAUUAGCAGAAAGAUGAAUAUAACCGAUUUGUUAAGUUCUACUACUGAACAAAAUCAUAACAAUAUGGAUAACAUGGACGUUUCAAUGAAUUACGAUAACUCUGAACUUUUGAGUUCAGAGUUUUUUGACUCGGUUCUUUGUAUGGAAAACAAUUUAAUGGAUUUAAUGGAUGAUACAGGAUUUCUAUCAAAUUUCGAAGAUGAAGUUAAUAUGUCUAGUGAUGCUAGCCAUAGUGAUGAAGUUUUAUCACCAGAAAGUUACUAUUCAGAAAGCGAUAAAAACAGUACCUAUAGCACAGAGAAUACUGAUGAUUCGACUUCAGUGCUUAAUGGGAUAGAUGGACUUGAUGAUACCAUUUUGUUGUCUAUUUGUAAUCCAGUGACAAGUUCAAAUGAUGCCAAACAAAUGCCAGUGGUAGCCACUCCUGUUCCUGUUGCCACAGCUCCUCCCCAAAAACCCACUAAAAUUUUAAUCCAGAAUCCCUCCAACAAGAAAUUUAUUGCAAAACCCAUUUUAAAUGCAACCCAUUUAAAGAAAGCACCCUCCAAAACAAAAACGCAAAUACUAAAAGUGCAUCAGGUUUCAAAUAACGGCCGUCAGAUACUUUUGCCUUUAAGUGUAAAAAGUAUAAAAAUUCUGAAUGCUUCAACUGAUGUUGCUACACUGGCCAGCACCAUAAAACAACGCAGAAUUGAGUCUGUUGAUUCAGUUCUUUCAGAUGAAGAUGACACCAACUUUGUGUCUUCAACAAAUAAUCAAUAUCCUGCUUUGAAUUUGACCAAUGAAGAGAAAAGAUUACUUUCCAAAGAAGGUAUACAACUCCCAAGUCAUCAUCCCUUAACUAAGAAUGAAGAAAGAGAACUUAAAAGAAUCAGGAGGAAAAUACGGAACAAAAUUUCUGCUCAGGAUUCAAGAAAACGAAAAAAGGAAUAUGUUGAUGGUUUAGAGGAAAGAGUUAAGAGAGGCUCAGAAGAAAAUAAGAACUUAUUGCAGAGAGUGAAAGAAUUACAGAGGGAAAAUAAAACCCUUAUCGCCCACGUGAACAGACUUCAAGCUCUAAUCUGCAAAUCUACUACAUCCAAGGCGACCCCAUCCACUUGCCUGAUGGUCGUUUUGCUAUCGGCAUUACUGGUGUCCAUACCAAACAUGCGUUUGUUCGAAAACAAGCAAAUGCCUGUCGAAAACGAACAGGUCAGUAUUCGGAGGUCUUUGCUCAGCAGCCCCCAAACAACCGAAGACGAUUUGAACAUGGAGGAGUUCUUGGUAUUCAAAGAUGAAGAACUUGGCGAUCUAGAAAACAAGUUCGCCGAAGACGCUGUCGAUAUUGAAAACUCCACAGACAAGGAGUUCGCUAAGAUGCUGGACAUUGGCAAAAAAUACGAAAAUUUCGUCAUGGAGAACAACAGUUCUGAUAAGAGUAUUUUCGGAAAAUUAUUCGAAACAAUGAAAAAUGUCUUGGAAAAUAAGUCGGAAUUUCUGGAGAAAAAGCCGCCAGAUUUUGGGGGAUCUUACAAUAACAAAGGAUUCAUUGAGCCAGAUAUAGACGAAUAUAAAGCGGCAGAUGAUGGGCCUCCGUUAAAAAGGGCCAAAUACGUUCAUGAUUAUCCCAAUAUAAAAAGCGAGUCAGUGGUGUCCAGCACCACAAUUCAAAUUUCAAAAGAUAAAUAGUCGUAAAUUAUAUCAUUUUAAAUCUAUAAAAGUUCUUUGUUAUCUUUUUGCAAGUUUAUGUAAAUCGUUCCUGUUAUAUUUUUCUAUUUAUGUUAAGUAUAUUUGUUGCAUUCCAAAUAAAAUAUAAGACCACUUAUAGUUAGAAACCCCAGUAGAAUGGUAACAUUCUUUGGUGAUUUUUACUAUAGAGCCUUUUAUGCUGAUUGCACCAUUUUACUAUUUCUUUAUUAGAGACUGUUAGAUUUUGACAUAUUUAAGUAUUCAUUUUAAUCAAUUGUUCAUAUAACAGAAUUUAUUUAUAUAAGAUAUUGUAGAUAAAUAUGUAUGUACACCCUCAUAGAAUUGAGUUGUAUUUGUAACGUAUGAAACUAAUAAAUUUAAUAACACA
Molecule: messenger RNA, 2442 nt
Organism: Sitophilus oryzae (rice weevil)
Lineage: Eukaryota; Metazoa; Arthropoda; Insecta; Coleoptera; Curculionidae
Product: cyclic AMP-responsive element-binding protein 3-like protein 1
Exons: 6
Coding region: 399-2054 (551 amino acids)
Biological process (GO): regulation of transcription by RNA polymerase II
Cellular component (GO): nucleus
Molecular function (GO): DNA-binding transcription factor activity, RNA polymerase II-specific; RNA polymerase II cis-regulatory region sequence-specific DNA binding
Source: RefSeq, a predicted model, not a curated record